AUGUCCGAUACACACCUUGCGGAGAAGACCCACCACGUCCUCGAGACGACACGAUCAGCACGGUCGGGCGAUGGCCACCAUGCCGAAAAGGGCCAUGCGCACCACAUCCUCUCCGACGUCGAAGUCGAGCACCAGCUCGAGGAGAUGGGCUACAAGCAGGAGAUGAAGCGUUCGCUUGGCAUGGUCGCCGUUCUCGGUCUGUCAUUCGCCAUCAUGGCUGUCCCAUUUGGAACUUCCACAACACUCAACAUUGCCCUCACCGACGGUGGACCCGUGACGAUUCUCUACGGCUGGACCUUUGUAUCGCUCGUUUCGUUGGCCAUGGCGGCAUCGCUUGCUGAAAUUUGCUCUGUUUACCCAACUUCCGGUGGCGUCUACUACUGGGCGGCCAUGCUUUCCACACCAAAGUACUCGGCAUUCUCGUCAUACCUCACCGGUUGGCUCGGCACCGUGGGCAACUGGACUGUCACUGCUUCCAUCAACUUUGGCGGCGCACAGCUCAUCCUCGCUGCGGUUACCUUGUUCCACGAGGACUACGUGCCCACAGCAUGGCAGACUGUCCUCGUCUACUGGGCCGCACUCAUCGGCGCCUUCCUCAUCAACCUGUACGGAAACAGGCACCUUGAGAUGCUCAACACUGUUUGCCUCUACUGGACUGCUGCUGCGGUCAUCAUGAUCAUCGUUACCCUGCUCGCAACUGCCAAGACCGGCCGCCACUCUGGUGCAUAUGCCUUCUCUCACUUUGACGCCUCGUUCUCUGGCUGGCCGAACGGAUGGGCCUUCUUCGUCGGUCUCCUGCAGGCCGCAUACACUCUCACCGGUUACGGAAUGGUCGCCGCACUGUGCGAGGAGGUCAAGGAGCCCCAGAUCGAGGUGCCCAGGGCCAUGGUCUUUUCGGUCAUUGCCGCUGGCAUCACUGGCCUUGUCUACCUCCUUCCCAUCAUCUUCGUGCUGCCCGACAUUGAGCCCCUGCUCAACGUCGCGUCGCUCCAGCCCAUGCCCUUGCUGUACAAGACUGUCACCGGUUCCGCUGCCGGUGCCAUGGGUCUCCUCACGCUCAUCCUCGGUAUCUGGUUCUUCGCCGCUGUCGGUUCCCUCACCGCUGCUUCCCGCUGCACGUGGGCGUUCUCGCGUGACGGUGGCAUUCCCUUCUCGCACUGGUGGAAGACUGUCAACCCCAAGUACGAUGUCCCUAUCCCCGCGCUUGGCCUUUCGACCAUUGUCUGCGCGCUUCUCGGUCUCAUCUACCUCGGUUCGUCGGCCGCCUUCAACGCCUUCACUGGUGUCGCCACCAUCUGCCUUGGCUGCUCGUACGCGUUCCCCGUGCUCUGCUCUCUCCUCCGUCGUCGCGAGCAGGUCAAGGACGCCCCCUUCUCUCUCGGCAAGUUUGGUUACGUCAUCAACAUCACCACUGUUAUCUGGAUCACGUUCUCGAUCCUCCUCUUCUGUUUCCCCACUGCCAUCCCCGUCACCCCGACGUCGAUGAACUAUGCCUCGGUCGUGUUCGCAGGCUUCUCGCUCAUUGCCGGUAUCUGGUACCUCGUCAACGCGCGCAAGCAUUACAAGGGCCCCAUGGUCUCGCAGCACCGCAACGAGCAGGCGCCUGUGCACCACACCUAA
This is a messenger RNA of Apiotrichum porosum, 1620 nucleotides long. RefSeq lists its product as uncharacterized. The transcript has 9 exons. Bases 1 to 1620 code for a protein of 539 amino acids. Gene Ontology annotation, cellular component: membrane. Lineage: Eukaryota; Fungi; Basidiomycota; Tremellomycetes; Trichosporonales; Trichosporonaceae. Gene Ontology annotation, molecular function: transmembrane transporter activity. The record is from RefSeq and is a predicted model, not a curated record. Gene Ontology annotation, biological process: transmembrane transport; amino acid transport.